AUGUUCGAUAUUGAAGAGCAAAAAGAGAAUCUUCUGGAAUCAGAUGCAACGACAUCGAUCAAAAGAUCUCAUCCAAUAUGGAUACAAUUGCGUCGAUAUACACGACAAUUUGUUGUUUUUAUUGGAUUCUAUCUUAUUCAAAUUUAUAAUUUUUUACGUGAUGCUUCUCGUGAUAUAUUGCAUUCACGUUCAAGAUCAGUUUCAGUAGUACCACAAAGAGAAUAUACUCAACUUUCAACCUAUGCCAACAAUGAAACGGAUACCGAAAUCGAAACACAAGCUCAAGAUUCUGUUGAAUCACCAUUGGCAGACAGAAAUGAAAAUUUACAAGAAUCGAUAGAUACACAAUACAUACCAGAUGUGAACAUCGAUUCAUUUGUCGAAAUCCCGAUUGCCAAUGGCAAUACCUCAAUAGCACUGGUCUCCAUAACUACUGUAUCUUCUCCUUCAUCAGCCUUCAAUUCUCCCACUGCAUCACAUCCGUUUAUCACAAGAAAUCCUAUGCAAAUCGCUCUAUCUUAUAAUAGCGAAACAAAUGAUCGAAUCAAAGAGAUUAGUCAAUUGAUUCAUGAUAGUCUUACUACUCCAGAUUGUCCACAUCCAGUUUUUUAUGGUCCAAAUUUUGAAGAUGAAUUAGCCGUACGUAAUGGAGAUAAAGUUUUAGAAAGAAUUUAUAGACGAGCUGCUCUUGUUGUCGUCUUUCUUUCAACGAACUAUCAUAAUUCUCAGUUUUGUUAUGAUGAAUGGCGAACAAUUAAAUCUCGAUUUUUUGUUGGUUGUAACGAUGCAGAAGAUGAACGAUUACUUCUUGUUAAAUUGAGUGAUUUUAAUGCCGAUGAAUUAAGUAUUCAUCCAACUGAUUUCUAUAUCGAUGGAACAGAUAAGACCGAUCAAAGAUUGGCUGAAUUAAUCGUUCGACGAUGGCACAAAGUCGCACAGUUAUCCAAGUGA
Rotaria sordida is the source of this 951-nucleotide messenger RNA. The record is from the annotation of a GenBank genome assembly. Lineage: Eukaryota; Metazoa; Rotifera; Eurotatoria; Philodinida; Philodinidae.